UGGCAUAUAGAUGUAUAUCUGUUCAGCUACUUUUUAUAAUAAGAAUACUAUGUGUGCAAACAUGCACGGCCAUAAUUGAUCCAAAUGGUCGUGACGUGGGCGUAACUUCAUGUUAUGACAUGCAACUCUUUACGGUUUUAUAGUUCAUUCGUGUUUACUGGAGCGUAUCAACAAAGGAUGUAGUUACAAAAACUGAAGCGAAAUGCAUGUGUUUAAAAGUGAAACAAAAAAAUGUCUGUGUUCGUUCUGAACGUAUGUUAAGAUUUGACUGUCAAGAGGAGAUUCAAUUAUCGCUGUUCGAAUUCAAGUUCAUCUCAAGUGCAUUAUGGAGACUUGCGUGAUAGCCGUCGAGGAAAACCAAAACGAUAUCGUCAAGGCACAUUCUUGUUUCGAGAGGACGUUUUCAUCCAUGACCGUGGACGAUGUGUAUGAAAUUGCUAAAGCGGUGGGGGCAGAAGUGGAGAAACUCAUCGACAGCUAUGGGAAGUCGAGUGUGGAGGGUCUGGUGUCUCAUAUAGUAAAAGUGUUAGAGCUCCUGGAGAGUUUCGCAGCAAGAAACCAAGCUCAUAAAUGUAAGGAAGAGGAACUAUUAAAGGCGUUUGAGACAUUACAGAUACAGCAACAGAAGAAACGACACGUGAAGGAGUGCGAUGAGUCCAGCAACAGUAACGUUACAGAGAGUGGGGACUGGCAUCAGAAAGAGAAGAAACUGAAGGAAACCGUAGAAGUGUUACAGUCCCAGGUGCAACAGCUCAAGGAAGAAAAUCAGGAGCUUCUUGCCCGUUUACAAUGCACACACUCCAAAGAAGACCGCACACAGCGUCAGGAACGAGAGGUAAUGCUCAAGCUGAAGGAAGUGGUGGAUAAGCAACGUGAUGAGUUGAGAGCGAAAGUGCAGGAGAUUUCCAGCAUGUCCAAGGAAGUGGAAGCGCUCCAGGAGCAGCAGGAGCGACUAAUGAAGAUAAACGCAGAGCUCAGACACAAGCAGAACAUCAUACAGACUCAGCUGAAGAGCGCAGUGGAGAGGAGGGCCGACCUGGAGGCCGACCUGUGCGAGAAACAGAAAGAGAUAGAGCGCCUGAACUCACAAUUAGAAAGAGCCAGCGUACAUACUGCUGCUGAAACGAGCAGUACAGCCAUAGACCUCACAGAUAAGAUGAUCAUUGAUUUGAAGGAUCCAAAUCGACCGUGUUUUACAAAGCAGGAAGUACGAGACUUGCUUUCUGAAAAGAACGAGUUGAAGGCCAAUCUGUUUCUGGUCAAAGAGGAGCUUGCAUAUUACCAAAGGGAAAUCCUGAAUGAUGAGAGAUGCCCAGGGUUCUUACUGGAUGCCGUGCGCUCUACCAUAAAGAAGCAGAGGACCGUCAUAAAGUCUAAAAUGCUUGGCAUACCCGUUAGUGAAUGUAGAAUAGAUGAGACAGAUGGUCCUUUGUUUGAGAGGAGUGGAAAUGAAGACAAUGACACUGACAGCACUGAGAACAGACCCCAUGGCUCACGCAUCAGAAAACUAUUUGGUUUCCUUACGCCAUCCAGUCUUACUUGGAGCUCUGUUUCUCAGCCUUCCGGCCUUCCAACAUCCAGCUCCACAUGGGAAAUCCUUGAUCCAGACGAGCAAGGAGACGAGGAGGAGACACAGACCCUCAGCUCCUCUUGAGAACCACCGCAGCUGCCACACAUCUUCACCUGGGUUGGAAGAGAGUUCAAAGUUCAAGUUCAAAAUGUGUUCUUUAUUUGAUUUAGGUUUCAAACCGGAGAACGGACGACUCUUGUAUUUGCUUAUACAAACAUAGUAUUAAUAGUUGUUGCCUAAGCCGACCUUUUUCUCAGUAUAAAUCAUUCAGCACUUGUCUUUUGUUAAUUAGCUGAUAGCUAGAUUUGUGCCUGAUGGACGGACACUCAGCGUCACAGAUGACCUGAAGAUGAGAUCAGACUGGGUUAGUCAUAUCCAUAUUGUUGUUGUUUUUUGUUUACCAUUUAAAAAUGUAGGGUCAGGAAGAAUUUUUCAUGUUUUUGAAAAAAUGCUUUUAAUCACCAAGGCUGCAUUUAUUUGGUUAAAAAGCUGUAAUUUUACAGUAACUAUUUUUAAUUUUAAUUUAUUUUUUAAAUGUAAUUUUUACCCUGUAAAGCUGACUUUUACUCCAGUCUUCAGUGUCACAUGGUCCUUCAGAAAUCUCUAAUUUCUCCUUAUUACCGUUGAAAACGCUUAUGCAGCUUUUUUGUGGAAACAUUUUUUCAGGAUUCUUUGAUUAAUAGAAAUGUAGAAAUAUUAAUUAGAAAAAUUAGAAAUAGAAAAGAUACUACAGCUUUUGAUCAAUUCAAUGCACACUUGCUAAAUAAAAGUAAUAAUUUCUUAGAAAAAGAGAAAGUCUUACCCAAAACAGUAUGGCAUAUACAGUUAAGAUUAACUGGUUAAUUUUUUUUUCCUCUUUCUCCUAUUUUAAGUUUAAUAUGAAAAGCCAACUGUUAGUAAUACAUUUUGCUGAUUUUCCAACGAGUAUAAGCAAAGGUUUUUUGGCACUUUCAAAGUAUUGCUGUUUCAAGGCUACAUGUAAUAAGCUGAUUAUCAGGAAAUUGACUUGGAAGGGAUGGGUACAAGGGUUUAUAACAAUCAUUAUUGUCAUUUCAAUUGGUAGCGCGAAUGACCGCAGACUGGUGCACUUAAAAACAUGGGAAUAAUCUGCGGUUUUUUGAUAAUCAUAAAAGACCUGGCAUUAGAUUAUAGAUGUCUGGAUGUAAGCUACAAAGAAUUAUAGUACCUAUUUUUAUAGAGAGUAUAUUUAAUAUGGAUUUUAACCAAAGAUACUGACAUUGUAUUGCCAUGAUGGUCACACUGACCCUUUGUCACUAGGGGGCAUUAGAGUAUUUUGUAUUCAUGUUCUUCCAGUAUACUU
Messenger RNA from Carassius carassius (crucian carp), 2891 nucleotides. Its product is annotated as RILP-like protein 1. The record is from RefSeq and is a predicted model, not a curated record. The coding region runs from base 326 to 1654 and encodes 442 amino acids. Gene Ontology annotation, molecular function: protein dimerization activity. Gene Ontology annotation, cellular component: cytoplasm; ciliary basal body. The transcript is spliced from 8 exons. Gene Ontology annotation, biological process: cilium assembly. NCBI's taxonomy places the organism in Eukaryota, Metazoa, Chordata, Actinopteri, Cypriniformes, Cyprinidae.